AUGGAGAUUGACUUUGAAGACAAUGUUGAUGCCAAAGAUCAAGUUGAAGCCGAAGACUUAUUUCUUUUUGACAUUAAUUCUGUGUUUGAUUCUAAAAGCAAAGAUGAGAGUGUCAUUGAAGCAACCAUUUUGGAUAUUUCUUACAAUGAAUCUGAUGAUGUUAGAGAUCACUUUUCUUCAUCUAAUAUGCCAGUUGAUCCUACUCAUGCUUUCAUUGCUUCUUUUGCUGCCUUCUUCAUAUCCAAAUAUGUUGUCAAGUCUGGUAGUGCUGUUCUGUUGAAAUUUCAUAACGAAGUAUUGGCAUACUUUGAACAGUCUUUCCGUCUUUCCCUAAGUAUAAAUGGUGUCAACUCUAUGACUGGUCUCAGCGACAUGACUCGAGGUGUCCAGCAGUUUGUUGCAUGUGGCAAUUGUAACAAAGUAUACAAAGAGUCCAAUGUUGUUCCAGAGUGCUGUAAUUUUGAGAGACUCUCUGGUAGAAAAUGUGGAAACACUCUGUUUUUUGCAACAUCAAGAGCCUUGAUUAUUUCCAAAAAGAUUUACAUGUAUAACUCCAUAAUCAAAACAUUGUCUAUUCUUUUUUGCCGUCUUGCAUUCAAAGACACCAUCAACCAUUGGAGAACCAGAGUGCAAGUUCCAGACAUAAUGUUUGACAUUUAUAACAGUGCGAAGUGGAACAGUCUGCCAGGAACCGAUCUGGACAGGAACAAGGGCAGGGAAAACAGACAGAGAAAUAUAGAUAGAUUCCUUUAUGUUGUAAAUGAGUAUUGA
Molecule: messenger RNA, 771 nt
Organism: Phycomyces blakesleeanus NRRL 1555(-)
Lineage: Eukaryota; Fungi; Mucoromycota; Mucoromycetes; Mucorales; Phycomycetaceae
Exons: 3
Coding region: 1-771 (256 amino acids)
Source: RefSeq, a predicted model, not a curated record